Messenger RNA from Stegodyphus dumicola, 2241 nucleotides. Its product is annotated as BOS complex subunit ncln. The record is from RefSeq and is a predicted model, not a curated record. Gene Ontology annotation, biological process: regulation of signal transduction. Lineage: Eukaryota; Metazoa; Arthropoda; Arachnida; Araneae; Eresidae. Gene Ontology annotation, cellular component: membrane.
CCGGCGCAAUUUAAGCUCUGUAUAGGUUGAAGCUUCCGAAAGCAGAACUUUCGCUUUCUUCGCAUCUGAUGGGAGCAUCUGACCAGCUGCUUAUGAAUUUGCCAAAGAGCUGAACAGUUACAACUCUACUCCAAGCAUAAAGGCGCUGAAAACUUCUUUGAAUUCCUCCGUGGAAACUUCUUACUGUAUUCUAUCCUUGUUGUUCCACUGCUUAUUGUUAUUUCGCCGAUGACCCCUGUAUUGGCAGCUCAUGAGUUCACGGUUUAUCGAAUGCAACACUUUGAUUUACACGGAACCCCUCAUGGUUGUCGAAGCUCUAUUCUUAACAUGGAGGCUAAAACUCUGUAUACUACUCCUUAUACAAGACGCUGUGUAGUAGCUAGAUUAUCAGAAUUAACAUUUGCACAUUAUCAAGAAAUAAUACACCAAAAUGCUGGAGGUCUAUUAAUACUUAUAUCUGCAAAUUUAAGCUCAAUACCUUCAUCAGAGCAACAGGUAAUUAUGGAGUUAGAGAAACAUAUGUUAGAAGAUGACGUGACAAUACCUGUUUAUUUUGCUUAUGAAACUGAAGAAAUUUUAGACAUGUAUUAUAGCAUGGAGCAGACAUCACCAUUGCAACAAAAGUCGAGGUCUGCUGCUGAAGAGCUUCCAAGUUCAAUAACAUCUAGUGGUUAUCAGUUAGUUGUAUCUGGUCCACAGCCGAAAGCCCAAAGUGACACUCAGAUUAUAAGUAUUCAGGGUAAAUUAUGUGGUUUUGGUGUUGAAGAACAGUUACCUACAGUGGCAAUUGUUACUCACUAUGAUGCUUAUGGAGUAGCACCUGCCUUAUCAUAUGGGUCAGAUUCUAAUGGUAGUGGUGUUGCUGCAUUGCUUGAACUAGCUAGAUUGUUGUCUCGCCUUUAUACAAACUCAAGAACUCAUCCAAGGUUCAAUCUGCUCUUUCUUCUCUCAGGUGGUGGAAAAUUUAAUUAUCAGGGUACCAAAAAGUGGAUUGAAGAUAAUAUUGAUAGUUCAGAUGGUAGUUUAUUGCCAGAUGCCCUUUAUACCCUAUGUUUAGAUACAAUUGGUGAUGAAGAUAAUUUAUAUCUGCAUGUUUCUAAGCCACCAAAGGAAGGCAGUCCUGGUGAUAUCUUUUAUAAAGAACUGCAAUGGGCUGCUGCACAAUCUAAAGAAGUUAACAUCUCUCUAGUCCAUAAAAGGAUAAAUCUUGCUGAUGAGCUCUUAUCAUGGGAGCAUGAGAGAUUUAGUAUUCGGCGUCUUCCUGCAUUCACAGUCUCUCAUCUUCAGUCCCCCCGUUCACUCAGGAAAACUACAAUUUUAGAUAUAAGGGAAAAUAUUAAUGUUGAUAAACUUGCUAGAAAUGUAAAAAUAAUUGCUGAAUCUUUAGCCAGGCAUAUGUACAACAUAAGUGGUGAAACUCUAAGCACAGGAAUUUUUUCAGAAAGUUUGUCCAUCAAAAAAGAAUAUCUACAAGCUUGGAUUGAUCAGUUGUCAUCUCAAGCACGUAGUGCUCAGAUGCUUUCAUCUGGGUCUGUUAGGCAUCCUUUAGUAUCAUCUCUAGAACAAGCUAUGUCACGAUACCUGAAAGAUGUGAAAUUCUCCAUCUUCAAGUCUGAUAAAAGGGAACCUGAAUUAGUGUUUUAUGAACCAGUUUACACACAGAUGAAUGCAUACAGAGUCAAACCUGCCAUAUUUGAUCUGUUUCUUGCCAUAAUUAUAGGAUCUUACUUAGGAAUUAUUUAUCUUUUAAUAACAAAUUUUUACAGGCUUGAAAGGCUGAUGAAAUCAUAUGCUGUAUCUGUGAAAGGAAAGCAGAGUUAAGUGUAGUUUGAGGUAGCCAUCUGAUUCAACAGUAGCCAUUGGACAUAUCCAGUUUACAUUCUGAGCAAUCAAAUAGUUUCUAUAUUAUGAAGCACAACUACGACUUCAAAAGCCCAAGAUUAAGGAUAAUUUUUAAGAUUUCUGAACCAUGAAUUGAAUCAUUAUAAGAUUUUAAUAUAAUAAUUAUUCUCAAAUGGUUUAAUUUGCCUUGAUAACAGUUUUAAUGUGUGCUUGAAUUUUUGCAUUAAUAGAAAUAUUGCUUUAUAACUUCAUUUUGCUUUGCGCUCAUGCAUAAACAACAUAAAAAUGAAAAAUUUUCCUUGUGAUAUAAAAUGCAUUAAUAUGGAAAGAAAUAUUUUCAUUUUUUAUUUUCAUUUUUUUUUUUUUUUUGGUUGUUGCUAUGAAUUUCCUCAUUCUAUC